Molecule: messenger RNA, 969 nt
Organism: Hyalella azteca
Lineage: Eukaryota; Metazoa; Arthropoda; Malacostraca; Amphipoda; Hyalellidae
Exons: 2
Coding region: 46-903 (285 amino acids)
Source: RefSeq, a predicted model, not a curated record
AUAUUGUUGUGUGUCUAUUCUAAUAUCAGGAAAUGGUGCAUAAUAAUGACGGCCAAGGGCAGUCGGAGGGGCGCGAGUACGGUCAUGCUGGCGCUCCAUCUUUGGGAUACCCGAAGCUUCUCGUCCCAACUGACCGCUCAAUUCAACUGCCGAGUUUCAGGCUACAACGCCAGGGACAACAUUGCUGCUUGCACCUCCCUUCUCGCCGCACAUCGGACAAACCAAAGCUCCUCUGCUGCAGCACUAGAAGGACCCCAAAAACCGCCUCAAACCGACGUCUUCAAAGGCAUUAUUGACUUGAAAAAAUCACCGACUAUCGCCAAAAGCAAAGCUUCAUUUUUCGCUGUCGAAGGACCUGAAGGUUCCUCAAGCAUCUUGAAGGAAGACAAGAAUCAAUUUGAUUGUGCGAAAUUGAAUAGCGUUUCUUCUGCCCUCGUGAAAGAGAAUAACGUUCAUUGCAGUUCAGGCAAAGUGAUUAGCUUUUCGUCUAUCCUUGUGACGGUAAACAGGGAUUAUUGUUGGCUUCCUUCUGUUCUCGGGUAUCCGUUAGACGACGAAAGCAUAGGUUGUAGUUUUUUAACAAAGCUCAAUACCGUAGCUUUAAAUAGUGAAGAAGUUAACACUGUGAAACAGAAGUUAAAGAUAGACCCUGAAAUCUUCAGCCUUGACAAGGCCUCGUUUCAGCCUUUAUUCAAUAGAAUCGUCAACCUCAUAGACGUUGAAACUCUCCUGGCCUCUGGUUUCAUUAGUGAGAGUAAAUUUGCCUUUGCCGUAUUAUUAAAAGGCAUUGCAGUUGGAAUCUUAUCGGAUGUCCAAUAUUUUAAUAAAAUAUCAAAGCUCAGUCUUGUAAUUUCAGGCAGCAUCACGUUGUCAGCUAGACAAGGAUCAACCGCCAACAUUUAAUCUCGAUUCUUAUUGUUGCUCUUAUGUACUUCAUUAGUAAAAGUUUAGUUGCAAGUAUCGCAUUGA